AACACCUGUAAAUAGAAGUUCUGAGUAAAGCAAAGGUGAGGUGUGCACACACACUCAAGCAGAGGAAGGAAGAACAUAUGAAAGACUUUAAGUCAUAUAUGUGCGCACAGGAAGGCUUCAUCCCUUCCAGGAAGUGAAAUGAGAAAAACUGUGAGGCAUCUGACAGCAGCACUUCAGUAGAGCCUCUUUGCACCUCCAGCUCUGCUAUGAUCAACACAUACCACAGCAGCAUGGCCCCUCCGCCAGUGCCCCUGCGUCUGCACAGCUCCCAUCAGGGGACCCAACCUGUGCUCAUCCCCACCACAAUGCUGCCCCAGGGCCACAGCAAGACCCUCAUGCGCUUCAUGGUCGCAGUGGUGCUGUUCAAUCUGCUCUUGUCCAUACUGGGAUUCAUGUACCUGUACGUGAAUGGCACACCAAGAAAACAGGACACGUCUGCCACAUUUGGUGAAGCAGUGGGUUAUACGCAAAAGCUGCACAGCCACUAUGUCGAGAAGAGAGAGUCACAUAGAGUUUUUGCCCGAAUGGACUUUCAAAGGCCAACCGCAACACACAGAUCCCAAUCUGGACACCUCAAAUGGGACCUCAAAUUCAGUCGAUACAGUCAUCCAUACAUCAACUACUACAACAGCAGCUGGCUGACCAUCGAGGAACCUGGAGACUACUUUGUUUACUCCAGGUUGACUUUUUCCAAAGGUUCCCACGUUAUCCCCCUGAUGAACCGAGUGCACUUGAGGAAGAGCAAGAUGGAUGAGCCCAAAUCUAUAAUGCAUGCAUUUUGCCACACAUCUACACCAAAUCCUUGCACAGCCACCGCAGAAGAAGUGAUCAAACUGGAAAAAGGCAACCAGCUAAGUGUAUGGACUGAGGACAUCUCUCUAGUCAGUUAUGAUGAAAAAGCAUCAACCUUUGGAUUAUAUAAGCUAUGAUGGCAAUAGAGAAUGUAAGAUAUGGAGGACUCAACUGUUGAAUCAAUUUUGGACUUAAGUUAUGUAAAUAAUAAUUUAUUGAAUUUAAAUAUGGGUAAGUGAAGAUUCAUCACUUUGAAGAAGCAAGAAUGAAUUCUUCUUUUAACCUGUCUUUAAAAUCCGAAACGAUUUUCCUGCUGUUUAAGACGUACAGGCUACAGUCUCCAAAAAAGGAAUAAGUACGUAAAAAAGCAUGAAAAAAUGCAUUUGAACAUUCACUUC
Molecule: messenger RNA, 1190 nt
Organism: Periophthalmus magnuspinnatus
Lineage: Eukaryota; Metazoa; Chordata; Actinopteri; Gobiiformes; Gobiidae
Gene: cd40lg
Product: CD40 ligand
Exons: 4
Coding region: 207-929 (240 amino acids)
Biological process (GO): immune response
Cellular component (GO): membrane
Molecular function (GO): tumor necrosis factor receptor binding
Source: RefSeq, a predicted model, not a curated record